This is a messenger RNA of Coffea eugenioides, 2614 nucleotides long. Its product is annotated as AP2-like ethylene-responsive transcription factor ANT. The coding region runs from base 406 to 2439 and encodes 677 amino acids. NCBI's taxonomy places the organism in Eukaryota, Viridiplantae, Streptophyta, Magnoliopsida, Gentianales, Rubiaceae. Gene Ontology annotation, biological process: regulation of DNA-templated transcription. The transcript is spliced from 9 exons. The record is from RefSeq and is a predicted model, not a curated record. Gene Ontology annotation, molecular function: DNA-binding transcription factor activity; DNA binding.
AUGCCCAGCAUUGCUUGCUGGAACUCAUUCUUUUUGUUCAAGUUUAAAGGGACUAGCUGUGUUCUCUUUAGAAAUCUUUUCAGUGAGAGAGAGAAAGAAAAGUAAAAGAAAAAGACCGUAGAUUCAGCUAUUCAGUGGGUUUUUGGGCUUUCUUUAGAUUUUGGCAAGAUUUCGUCUACUUAGUCUCCGCAGCUAGAAAACAAAAUACUACUACUACUUAGUCUACUUGCAACUUGCAAGCUGCUACUCCUACAUAGUUUCAAUUGGAGGGAGCAAAGAGAUUGAGGAGAUAUGAUUAGUUUAUAUGCUUUCCAAUGAUUGACUCCUCAGUCCUCCCACCAGGCGAAGUGAAACUGGUAAACUACUCUAGCUAAGAGUAAGAAGACUCUCUUCUAAGCGGGAAAAAUGAAGUCCCUAAGUAAUGGUAACACCAGCAACAAUAGUAAUACUAACUGGUUGGGUUUCUCUUUGUCCCCCCAAAUGAACAAAAUGGAUGGUGGUGCUGCUGCUGCUGCUUCUGCUGACCAUCCUUCCCAAACAGCUCUGCCUUGCUCUAAUGCAGUCUCUAGCUCAGUCGCAUUAAGCUUUUCCCAUCCUUCCUCUCAUUUUAACUACCCUGGAAUCUACCGUGGGAUUGAAGGUGACAAUGCUGCUGCGUUCUACUCGCCUGUGACUGUGAUGCCACUCAAGUCUGACGGCUCAUUGUGCAUUAUGGAGGCUAUGAACGUUUCACAACCACAAGGUAUGCUUUCAACUCCAAAACUUGAGAACUUCUUUGGUGGAACAACAAUGGGGACCCAUCACUACGAAGCUGGUGAAAGACGAAGUAUGGCUCUCAGCCUAGACAGCAUGUACUACCACCAAAGCUUGAAUCAUGCGCCCAGUAGUCAAGAUUUCUUGAACAAUCUACAAGGGAACUCCAGGCAGCAGGAGCAGCAGAGGCAACAGCAGAUUCAGGUUCAACAGUAUGCGGAGUACUCUCCCUUUAGAUGCCAUGAAUUUUACCAGGCAUCAGAACACGGAAGCAAAGAAACUCAUCUUGCUGAAACCAAUCUUCAGCUGCCUAUAAUGGCAGAUAAUGAUCUUUCUGGUAUGAAGAAUUGGGUUUCUAGGAAUUACCUUGGCGAUCAUUCACUAGAGCCUAAGAUGACUGGCGGCGGGGGUGAAAAUAGGUGUGAGUCUGGUUCCUUUGGUGCAAUGGGGUAUGGGGAUUUGCAGUCCUUGAGCUUAUCAAUGAGCCCGGGUUCACAAUCAAGUUGUAUUACUGGUUCCCAGCAAAUUUCACCCACAGGGACAGAGUGUGUGACCAUUGAAACUAAGAAAAGAGGGCCUGAAAAGGUCGAGCAGAAGCAGAUAGUUCACAGAAAGUCCAUUGAUACAUUUGGGCAGAGAACCUCACAGUUUAGAGGCGUAACAAGGCACAGAUGGACUGGUAGAUAUGAAGCACAUCUAUGGGACAACAGCUGCAAGAAAGAAGGUCAAAGCAGAAAAGGAAGGCAAGUUUAUCUAGGUGGCUAUGAUAUGGAAGAAAAAGCUGCAAGGGCUUAUGAUCUGGCAGCACUCAAGUAUUGGGGUCCUUCGACUCAUAUUAAUUUUCCGUUGGAAAAUUAUCAGCAUGAACUUGAAGAAAUGAAAAGCAUGGCAAGGCAGGAAUAUGUGGCUCACUUGAGAAGAAAGAGCAGUGGUUUCUCAAGGGGAGCUUCAAUGUACAGAGGAGUAACAAGCAGACAUCAUCAACAUGGACGAUGGCAAGCUAGGAUUGGCAGAGUGGCAGGCAACAAAGACCUUUACUUGGGGACCUUCAGCACCCAAGAGGAAGCUGCUGAGGCCUAUGACAUAGCAGCAAUCAAGUUUCGGGGUGCGAAUGCUGUAACCAACUUUGACAUAUCUAGGUACGAUGUAGAUCGGAUCAUGGCGAGCAGUAACCUUCUUGCAGGCGAACUAGCUCGUAGAAACAACAACCUGGAAUCUAGCAAUGACAUCUCUAUUGGGAACCCUUCCAAUCUCAACUGCAAUGAGGAAGUUAACACCACCUCCAAGGAGAAUAAUGAUAAUGUGUUAGACUGGAAUGUGGCUCUUCAUCAGUUUCCUCUUCAGAAACCGGGUGAUCCCGAACAUUUCAAGACUUCAUCUUUUCCAGUGUCUGUGAAUGAUUUGAUGGGGAUGGAAACGCUUAGCACUACCGCUCAUCAAGAGGCGGCAGGAUCAGGCAAGAUGAUGACUCAUUUCUCAGAACCCUCUUCAUUGGUGACGAGUUUGAGCUGCUCCAGAGAAGGCAGCCCUGAUAAAAGCAACAGUCUACCAAUGCAAUUUACAGUUCCUCCAGCAGCAUCCAAGUUGUUUGCUAGCCCAUCACCCCACACGGCCAACCCUUGGAUCUCUUCAACUCAGAUGAGGCCUCAUGUCUCUGUUUUUGCUUCGUGGACAGAUGCAUCAUGAUACAAUCAGUGUCUAAUUAAAACGGACCCUGCAGGUUUUGACUUUUGCAUGAGCAACAGGCAAGGGAAAUCAUGUGGUUUUUCCCUGUAGUUACUGGCUCUAGCGGGGCCCUGUAAACUCUGUCGAGAAGAAAUUCAACAUUUCCCAACUUGGGCACUAAAUUUAUGUAUCAAAA